Sinocyclocheilus anshuiensis is the source of this 1289-nucleotide messenger RNA. RefSeq names its product E3 ubiquitin-protein ligase NHLRC1. Gene Ontology annotation, biological process: protein polyubiquitination; proteasome-mediated ubiquitin-dependent protein catabolic process. Gene Ontology annotation, molecular function: protein binding; ubiquitin protein ligase activity. The coding region runs from base 100 to 1284 and encodes 394 amino acids. The transcript has a single exon. The record is from RefSeq and is a predicted model, not a curated record. Lineage: Eukaryota; Metazoa; Chordata; Actinopteri; Cypriniformes; Cyprinidae.
CAGUCACAUGAUCAUGUUUGCUGUCCUAAAGCUCUCUCUUAUCCCCUCAACCCAUUUUUGCCAGUCAUUAGGCCAGUAUUUAUUUAUAUAAAGCACAAGAUGUCCGAGACGCCCGUCCCAUCAUGUAUGAGAGCCGAAGACGUCCUGACAGAGAUCGAGUCGAACCUGCUGGAGUGCAAAGUGUGUUUUGAAAGGUUCUCCCUGCAGAAGAAAGACCAAACGGCACAAAAUCUUCCCUGCGGCCAUGUGCUCUGUCUCAAAUGCGUCUGUGCCUUGUCUCACUCCGUCCAGAAGAAACUAGAGUGUCCUUUUUGUAGGAAAGUGUGGGACGUUGGCAGCACCUCUGAAUGCCGUGCGCUUGCAGAUCUCCAAGAGCUCCUGUUGUGUGAAUCUCAUUCCAAAUUGUCCUCUGAUCAUCAAGAAUGGACUGAAAGCUUGGGUUGGGGGACGUUGCGUCUCCAUUUGGCCUUCGGAGGAUGGGGGACGAUGGUCAACCCUACUGGAAUGGCUGUGGACGAAACAUCAGGACAGACUGUUGUGGUGCACGAUGCUGAUAAACGAGUCGUUGUUUUUGAUGCACAAGGAACUCUUUUAAACGUCUUUGGACAGUCGUCCAACAUCUGUUACCCACUAGAUGUUUCUUUGACUAAAACCGGACACAUUUUGGUCGCCGAUGCUGGUGACCAAUCACUCAAAGUCUUCACGUCCAAAGGCCGUCCUCUGGCGACUGUUCGAGGUUUUCGACUGCCGUGGGGUGUAGAUGUAGACAACCGUGGACGAGUUUUAGUGACCGACGCUGAGUUGGGAACCCUAAACCAAGUCGUAAUGGACUUUUCUCAUGGCGUGGUUUUAGCUAAGCGAGUCGUUUUGAAAGAACUGAUGCAUCCGCGUUCGGUUGCUUCUUGCAGAGCUUCGGGAAACAUCGCAAUCGUGGAGCGACUUCGGAGCAGCUUCACGCUGAGGAUAUUCAAUAGUGACUUCGUUCCUUUGACGCAGAUGGACGAUUUCGGUCUUCACUUGAAGAGCGCUUUGAGUUUGGUUAUAUCUGCGGUGGCUUUUGAUAGAAAUGGAGACGUGGUUGCUGGGGAUGUGCAGAAUGGCAUGGUUUGGAGUUUGGGAAAUCCACAGAAAAACCCUGCGCUGACUCCGCUAGUGAGCGGACUGAUGCGUCCAGCGGCAUUCGCUGCGACGGCGUUGAACGUGCUUGUUGUCUUGGACAGUGGUGAUCAUGCGGUCAAGUUCUACGCCGCGGACACUGAAGACUUAUAUUGUGAUCAAAAAUGAGCAUU